AUGGACUCAGAAACGCUCAAGCAAUCAUUAAGAGACCUAGUCGCGCGGUCCCAGCCAUACAUCAAACAAGCGAGCGGUCACAUUCUAGCAUCGCGGGAUCACUGCGAAUCAUUCUUGAAAUCGGCGCAUCCAGAACUUCGAAGAUUUCUCGAGGAAUCUCGUGGCAGAGAAAUCCUUCCUGCAGUCCUUCUACUCAUUUUCCUUACGCUCGGUCUAUCCUCGUACAUUCGCAGCCGACGCAAGCCCAAUAGCAUUCGUCCUUCGACGCCUACCAUCGAAAAGGCCUCUUCGACUUUUGCCAAGCCGACUCGCAAACCAGGAACUUGGGAACCGUCGUCGUUCAAGUUUCCGACUCCCCCUCCCUACCCAGACUGGUCGAUAACAGAAACAAAACCCCUGCCGUAUCGACCGUUUAGACAUGGGCCCAAGUACUUUGUGACCAUGGGGCUUCGCAAUGUCAAGCACCAAGAAUGGAUCGAGCUGGACAACCAUUAUCCACGCUACCACGACGACAAGGCACGCCGUAUCAUCGAACGGGGACCUAAAUGCUGCAGGACGGCCCCGGAAGCGCUCCCUGCGGCUCUCGAACUCCUCGAGGAGCUGUCGUCGUACCUACCUGCGCGCUACCCGACGCUGUACAAACGCACAGAGACGGGCAUCCUGAACCUCUGGUCGAACGAGCACGUCGACACCACGUCCCGGCCCCUACCAGAAGACCCGAUGCAGUCGUGCGCGCGGCUCGUGCAGGACGACCUGGCCAUCAUGAUCGAGCGGCCCGACGGGCAAUACUACCUCCUCGCCGGGGCGAUCCUGCUCGCCGGGUUCUGGAGGCUCGAGGACAAACUGGGCAUGCCGCUGUCCGAAAUCCACACGUCGGGCGACGUGCCACAGUACCGCGAGAAGCUCGAAAAGGGCAUGAUGAACUUCUUCCGCCGGCUGAAGCCCGAAGAGCUCGUCGCGCGCAACAACUACUUUCUCCAGGUCGACGAGGACCUGGCGUGGAGUCACUCGAUCGGUUCCGAGGACAGCGACGGCAUCAGCUGGAACACGGCCGAAAAGAACCGCGCCAUCGAGCACCACUAUUUCCGCUCCGAGCGCCAGACCCUGCGCCGCCUGCCCAAGUCCGGCGGCGUCGUCUUCACCAUCCGCACCUACUUCCACCCCAUCACCGAGAUCGCCGAAGAGGACUACGUGCCCGGCAGGCUCGCGAGCGCCGUCAGGAGCUGGGGCAGCGACGUGUCGCGCUACAAGGGCAAGGAAAAGUACGAGGAGGUCUUGCUGGAGUACUUGGACAAGAAGCACCAGGAGCAACUUGACAGGGGGUUGAAAGUUGAAGAAGAAGAUGAUCGAAGGAGUUAUCCUUGGUGA
Exophiala spinifera is the source of this 1368-nucleotide messenger RNA. RefSeq lists its product as uncharacterized. NCBI's taxonomy places the organism in Eukaryota, Fungi, Ascomycota, Eurotiomycetes, Chaetothyriales, Herpotrichiellaceae. Bases 1 to 1368 code for a protein of 455 amino acids. The record is from RefSeq and is a predicted model, not a curated record. The transcript has a single exon.